AUGCGGGCAAUGUUGUUGUGGACUAUUAAUGACUUUCCAGCUUAUGCUAAUUUGUCCGUUUGGAGCACUAAAGGGGAUCUUGCAUGCCCUAAUUGUCAUUUAGAUACACAAUCUCAUUAUUUGAAGCAUGGACACAAGUAUUUCUAUAUGGAACAUCGAAGGUGGCUACCAGAAGAUCAUAAAUGGAGGCUUAAUAAGAGGUCGUUUGGUGGGAAAGUGCAAAGGAGUCCUCCUCCCAAUCAUCUAACAGGGCAUGAUGUGAUGGAGCAAUUAACCGGAUACUCAAAUGUAGAGUUUGGAAAAGAGGUUAAUGGAAAACGUAAGAGAGGAACAAUUCUUGAUUUAACGGGAAAGAAUAAGGACUCUCUGAAUGCUCGAUUGGACUUAGCAGACAUGAAAAUGCAUGACAAGUUACGUGCAAAGUCACUUGGGAAUAAUAAAUGGGCAAUGCGAACAUUUAAGUCAUUUGUGCGGAACAAAGCUCACCCGGAAGCUUCAAUUGCUAACGGGUACAUUGAAAUGGAAUGUCUGACAUUUUGCUCGAGAUAUAUGUCUAAGAUUGAGACGAUAUUCAAUCGCCCUGAUCGAAAUAAAGACAUUAGCCAUUCUCAACCGUAUAACUUGUCCAUCUUCUCUAGAAUGGGCAAGCCUUUGGGGAAGACUAGUCUAAGACAAAUGACUGUUGAAAAGAGACGAGAAGCUCAACUUUAUGCAUUGUUUAACUGUGAUGAAGCACGACCUUUCUUGACUGAGUAUGAAAACGAGCCGAUCUCUCAAAAAAUUGACCUUUGCAAGUGGUUUGAAAAUAGAUGGUUAACUAUUAAUGACAUAUAUAUUAAAAAGCUUUGGAAAGAAGAGGAUCCUAGAGUUAUCGAAGAGUUGUUAUGUUUAGCUCGUGGACCGAUGAAAAAAGUUGUCCCUUUUGAUGGAUAUGUCAUUAAUGGAUUUAGAUUUCACACCAGAAAACGACAAAGAAAUCGAAAAACUCAAAAUAGUGGUGUAGUUGUGAAAGGAGACGAGGAAAGCGGACAAAAGGAUUUCUAUGGGAUUUUAGAGGAGGUUGUUGUGCUAGAGUAUGAUGCCUUAAAGAAUCGAAGUAGUCCCAAAAUUGUGUUGUUUAAGUAUAAGUGGUUUGAUGUGUUCGAUGAGAGAGGGAUCAAAAAAUGUAAUUUAGGAGCAGUGCUUAUCAAUGUUCAUCGGAGGUUGAAAACCAAUGAGUCAUUUGCAUUAGCUUCUCAAAUUGAGCAAGUGUUCUAUGUAGCUUGUCAUAAUGAACCACAAUGGAGAUUUGUUAUUAAAGCUAAUCCACGAAACUUUUUCGAUUUCCCUAUUGACGAAGAUUCUCAAGAAAUGGAACCAUUAUGGGAACAUGCACAAUCACAUGUACCCAACUAUGAAGAUAAGCAAGAUGGAGAUAUCCCUUUAGUGAGAAAUGAUGUUGAAUUUGAGGUGGUUGAUGCUCAUAUUGUAGAUGAUAAUCGUAUGAAUGAAAUAGAUGGUGAACAUGAGGAGAAUGAAGAUGAUGAAGAAAGUGAGGAUGAGUUUUUCGAUACAGAGUCUAUCUUGCAAGAUUUUGACAAUGAUCUUGAUGACGAGGGAUAUGAAAGUGACAACUCUACUGAUUCACCAACUAGUGAAUGA
Molecule: messenger RNA, 1641 nt
Organism: Spinacia oleracea (spinach)
Lineage: Eukaryota; Viridiplantae; Streptophyta; Magnoliopsida; Caryophyllales; Amaranthaceae
Exons: 5
Coding region: 1-1641 (546 amino acids)
Source: RefSeq, a predicted model, not a curated record